GUACUACAAUUCUUGAUAUUGCGUGGCCCAUUGUGACGUCAACCGCCCGCUGCCAACGCGCCAAUCCGGCGUCGAGCCUCCCUUACCAACAUGGCGGCCGCGUGUUCGCGCGCGCCGGCGGUGACGUCGGCGUUGCCGUGGCGACGCGGCCUCUCAAAUCGACUAAAACAAAAAAAAAUUUGUCAACGUUGCCGCUCGCGAUUUCGCCCUGGUUUUGUAACGCCGGCCACAACCUCGCGUUCACAUAUUUAAAUAAGAUUUUUUUCGCAAAGAAAAUAAAACCGCGUGUGCCGCGCGUGCGGAUAUAUAUAAUCAUCAUCAUCAACAACAACGACUAUAUAUCUCUCUCUCCCGUGUGAAGAAAGGACACUAGGUGUAGUGGUGGUGGGUGGUUGUUGUUGUAGUAAAAAUCAUGGCAAUGGACGUGGAAGCGACGGCGCUCCUCACCGCUCAGAUCGUCUGCAAGUUGGCCGACUCCAACUUCUACGCGAGGCUGCACGGCGCCGUCACGAAAGAGGUUCAGGGUGACGACGUCCGGCUCUCCACUCUGAGCGAAGACCUCAGGAAUGCCUUAAAGAAGUCAGGUUGGAAAGCGAAACUCCAGAAUGCUGUUUACAGAGAGAUGAGCGUGCUGCCGAGCGCUGCGCUGCCGCCCGAGCUGAGGAAGGAGCCCGUGGCGUACAUGCGGCGAGCACAGGCACAGUGGGAGAAGCGGGUGAUGAAGAGUUUGAACAGCAUGUGCACGGAGCUCGGAGUUACUCUUUGUCAGAAGCGUUCGCCCGAAGAGCAGAAAGGGCUGCUGAGCAAAUGGAGUGAGAUGGGGUCCGACGAACCAGAUCUGAGCCGGUUCCGGCCUGUCUACGCCCCCAAGGACUUUCUCGAGGUGCUUGUGCAUCUUCAGGACCCCGAGGUGUUGAACUUUGACCCGGGACACCCAUGUCGGCCGUGGGGGCUGGUGCAGGUGCCUCUCGAGAUCAGCACCUCCGAGCAGCUGUCUCAGCACUUUAAGGAGCUUGCCCUGCACGAGCAGCAGACCGGCUUGGAAGACGUCACUCCACUAACCUCCGAAUCAUUUGAAGUGCAGCGAGAGAAGCUCGCAAAGAAAGUGCUGGAGACAGAUGAGAGUCUGCUGGCUCAGCACUUUGCCCGGAAGGGCUGCCCCAACGCCCAGCGCGCCGCCCUGUGGCUCCUCAUCCUCAACGUCUCCAUGGGCGCCGAGGAGAUACAGAAGUAUGAGCAGCUCAAGUCCGCAGUGGUCCAGCAGGAUCUGCUUGUGGACAACCUAAUCUACAAGGAUGUGAAGCUGACGGCCAGCAAUGAUGACUACUAUUUCGUGUUUGAAGACUUCCUUUACCAGGUGCUGUUGUGUUUCUCUCGAGACACAAAAGUGCUGAGCCACUUUGAACACAACAGCGCCACACCGUCCAAGACGUAUUCUCCAGGGAAAAUGGGCGUGGAAGAAUUUGCGACCGUCUACCCACCCAGCGGUGUCAUUCCCUUCCACGGCUUCACGAUGUACGUGGCUCCGCUGUGCUUCCUCUACCACGAGCCGCACACCCUGUACUACGCCUUCCACCAGAUGUACGUGCGCCACUUCUUCCGGCUGCACUCGGUGUCCUCCCACCCGUCGGGCAUCGUGGCGCUGUGCCUGCUCUUUGAGACGACUCUGCAGAGGCUCCAGCCACGUCUCUUCCACCAUCUCCGGGACAUCGGCGCGCAACCGCUGCGCAUCGCCUUCAAGUGGCUCGUCAGGGCCUUCUCCGGGUACCUGGCCACGGACCAGCUGCUGCUGCUCUGGGACCGGUUGCUUGGCUUCAACUCGCUGGAGCUGCUGGCAGUGCUGGCGGUCGCUAUCUUUGUGCUCAGAGCGGAGAAUCUCAUGGAAGCAGCUUCUCUCGCGUCCGCCGAGGCCGUGCUGGCCGAUCUGUCCACCGUCAAGGUGGUGCCGCUGCUCCAGCUCGCCCUCUUGGUGGCCUCAAGUGACGACGUGGACUGGCGCAGUAAGCACGGCGCCCACCCCCCGACACUGCACCCCUCGGCUGCCCGGCUGCCCGCGCGUACCACCAACCGCUCCCGUGUUCAGGAAGUGGGGCAUGGUAUGGGGGGCGGGGGGCGGGGCGGGGCGGGGCGGGGCUCUGAUUUGUGUCGAGAAUUUUGUUUUGGUUGACAAAAAGCCAUUUCCAUUGACUAAAUAACCCAGCCGCAAUGUUCCACCAUCAACCACCUUCACGAUGAGCCCAUGGUCUAUCCACUGCUGAAGGACUCCUCACCCUGUGACCCCCCCCCCCCCCGCCGUCCGAUCGAGGUGUCGCCCACGCCGUCGCCACCAUUCUCACGGUCCCUGCGGUGCCACAAUCCAUCCCCCACUCCCACGCGAGCCGAACUCGAAUGUGCCCAGUCCCUGCGGUGGUCACGUUCGAUCCUGUGUCAUUCUGUCGGCAGUCUCAACGUCGUCCAUUGUUGGCCAGCCACCCCUCACGGGAUGUGGCUUUCCCAAGCUCCCACUUAAAUUAAAAUUGUAUAUUUUACUAGGUAAUGCUCAGAGGCGACCUGGCCACAAAUGAUAGCUCAACGAAGUGGCUUAUUAUCACGUGGGAAUUGAUAGCACCCAAAUACUCUGAACGCGUGUGG
This is a messenger RNA of Petromyzon marinus (sea lamprey), 2631 nucleotides long. It is a transcript of the gene TBC1D19, whose product is annotated as TBC1 domain family member 19. The record is from RefSeq and is a predicted model, not a curated record. Lineage: Eukaryota; Metazoa; Chordata; Hyperoartia; Petromyzontiformes; Petromyzontidae.